GAGGAGGAGUUUGAACGGCUUCCGUUGAAACAGCGAUUGAAGUUACUUUUAGCCAGCAAGCGUCUUCUGGAAUCUUCCAAUGUGGUGCAAGCAAUUGUGAGAGAUUUAUCGCUGUGCAUAAAUUCCAGCGAUUCUGGGAAGAGAAAUCAGUCAGCGGAAGCCUUUUUCCGACGACUCUUUUUUAAGGCUGUUUUGCGUCUGCUUCGUCUCUAUCAGUAUUGUGCAAAAUCCAACACUACCACAAGAAUCGUCACUGUCCGGCGACCAAACCCCAGUGAAAAUCUCCGGCAGCAACCUACUCACGCGCCUACACGCGCCACCAGAAGCUCACGCGCCGGCGCGUACGACCACUUCCGGCCAUUUUUUGAAAAACUUCCUUCGGAACAGUUGGGUCGCCUGGUCUUCAAUUGAUACCUUCGUGAAAAAGGAAGAUGAACAGUGUGAUUCGCAGAAUCUACAUUUGGCUUAUUCGGUUCAACAAGAGAAGCUACAGAGCUUGGUGCUGCAACAAAAUAUUACUGGUCAUGUGCAGCAAUGUUUCCUACAAACUGGAGCAAAGAUGAACACACUUCAGAAUCAUAUGAAUCUUUCUGCAGAAAAAGUUGAUACUGUUGAAAGUACUCCACUUCAACUGUCAUUAUCACCACUGUUUCCCAUCAAUGUGAAGGUUGAGUGUGCUGAGAAUAGCACAGUGAACUCAUCCAGUGACCUUGUCAAUGUUUCAUCUACUGCUGAUGGGAAAGAAAUCAAUAGCAAGAAACCUGAUGACCUUUUGGAUGAUCUUGAUUUUGUUGUGCUGAAAGAUAGGCAGAGAAUUCUGCAGUCAAGGAAAGAGCUAUGCCCAAAGACGUCAAUUUUAGAGGAUGAUAAACCUUCCAACUUUUCCAGCGUACUCAUGAAUGACACGACUCCUCGAAGUGCCGGGAUAGUGAAAGGACAGCUUCGUCCUACUAAAGUGAUUGGUAAUGGUUCUCAUGAACUUCAUAGGAUUUCUAAUCAUUCAAGUGUGGAAGUUGGAGGCUUGUCUAGUACAGAUCCUCAAGUUUCUAAGAUGGGGCAUCACUGUCAGACAGAUCAGUUGUCUGACUCUGGAAAUGCAACGGAACUUCUAGGAAAUGGAAGGAGAACGCUUUCCAAACAACAAGAAUCAAGUCGUGGACUAGAACUUUCUUCUUUUAAUAGGAAGAGCAAAUUUAGUUCUCCUAUAUCGGACCUUGUACACGUCAAGGUUGAACCUGUGGAUAACAAUAUGGUUGAAACCACUGCAAAGAAUGGAAGUGGUACUAUGCCCCAUUGUAGCACCACUCUGGUGAAAACUGAAAUCGGAAUUGCCAAUGAUUCUUCUGGAGAUGAACUGGAUCAUAUGCUGUUACGAGAGCGAAUGAAGCUAUUCUCUUCGAGAGCGGUUCCUUCAUUUGAGAUAGGUAGAGUUGCAGAGUGCUCAAGGAAAAUAGUUUCUUCUGUCUCUGAUUGCACACCCAUCUCAUCAUUGCCGGCUAAACCACUGAGGGUUAGUCGGCCACGGAAACGAAAGAGAACGGCCACAGAGUCAGUUGAAGUAGCAAUGGAGGAAGAUGCUCCUGGACUCUUGCAGGUAUUACUAGAAAAAGGCAUAUCUGUUGAUGAGAUUAAGCUGUACGGAGAAAAUGAGAGUAACGAGCCUCUUGAUGAUUUGACCUCUGAAGACAGCUUCUCAGAGCUUGAAGCUGUUAUAUCAAAGCUUUUCUCCCAGCGACAGUCAUUGUUAAAGCUAGCUCCACUCCAGUGUACAAAAGGUGAAAAAGCUAGCUAUUGUUUGGCUUGUCUAUUUUCACUUGUUGAGCAGGCACGGUAUCUACAUUUCCGAAAGUGGCCUGUUGAAUGGGGUUGGUGCCGAGAUCUCCAAUCAUUUAUUUUUGUCUUCGAAAGGCAUAACAGGAUUGUGCUUGAGCGUCCUGAAUAUGGCUAUGCAACGUACUUCUUUGAACUGGUGGAUUCCACCGCUAUUGAUUGGCAAAUCAGGCGAUUGGUAACUGCUAUGAAGCUUACUAGCUGCAGCAGGGUCAACCUAAUCGAGAAUAGAACACUGACGGUUGGAGAAGAGCUGAGUGAAGGAGAAGCAAGAGUAUUAAUGGCAUAUGGUUGGGUACCUAACACCGGUCUUGGGACGAUGCUCAACUACUGUGAUCGAGUUUGCCAUGACAGAAAGACAGAGAAAGAUAUCUCGGAAUGGAGGUCGAAAAUUGGGCAGAUGCUUAUAGAUGGAUACAACGGCGGUUCACUAGUACGAAAAACUGUGGAUUUAAGUGUUGCUCUGAACUGCCCUCAAAUCAAGUUAGAACUAGAUUAAAAUCUAGCAUCACUAAUCUAAAACUUAGUAAAUACCAUCCUUUUGUGUUUUCUCUUAAACUAGCCUAAAAUGCUUUUUUGUACAGAUUUUUUGGCUUUA
Nicotiana tabacum (common tobacco) is the source of this 2428-nucleotide messenger RNA. RefSeq lists its product as uncharacterized. The record is from RefSeq and is a predicted model, not a curated record. Lineage: Eukaryota; Viridiplantae; Streptophyta; Magnoliopsida; Solanales; Solanaceae.